GAUGGGUGGUAGAUAACAAUGGCUUUGGAACACAAAAUCAUGGUUGAAGCCUCACCCUAUAAGUACAACAUUACAGUACUUAGAGAAAAAUGUAUCAACAUCUAGCUUCUUCCAAUCCCUUUCAUCAUUAUUAUUGCUAGAAACUUUCAACUUUUCUUUGACAAUUUUAGUCAACAAUGUCGUUUUUCAUAAGAGAGUUUGCGCACCUCAAAAUUUCACUCGAAUCCAUAAAAUCUGCCACCCACAACUUUGAUGCAUGCCACUUCAUUGCAGAAGGUGGAUUUGGUAAAGUAUACAAAGGAGAGUUCUCACGUACUGAAGGUCAAACCAUCGGUGCUGUAAAGCGCUGGAAUAAUGAUCUGGAUCUGGAGUUUCGAAGGGAAAUCAUGUUGCUUUCCGAUAAUAAACAUGAAAAUCUCAUCUCACUCAUAGGAUACUGUGAUGAGGAGAAGGAAAGAAUCCUUGUGUAUGAGUAUGCACCAAACAAAAGCCUUGACUUUCAUCUAGCAGACCCCAAGUUGACUUGGGUUCAACGUCUCAAGAUAUGUCUUGGGGCUGCGCGUGGCCUUGAGUACCUACACAAUCCCAGGGAAGCCCAACGAGUCCUGCAUUGUGAUAUCAAGAGUGCCAACAUCCUAUUAGACGAAAACUGGAACGCCAAAAUUGCAGAUUUUGGUUUCUCCAAAUAUGGGCCUGCGAACAUAAAUCGUUCGUAUCUCAUGACCCAAGCCAAAGGCACGUAUGGAUAUGCUGAUCCUGAGUUUGUGGAAACCAUGAUAUACACGAAAGAAUCGGACGUCUACUCCUUCGGAGUCGUGUUAUUCGAAGUUUUAUGCUCAAGGUUUUGUAUUGAUUUUAGUUGUGAUGAUGGACGCCGAUCCCUAAUCAAAUGGGUAAAGAAAUCAUCAAAAGAAGAAAUUCGAGAUAAGAUUAUUGAUUCUAAUCUAAGGCAACAAAUGGAACUUCCUUCUUUUGACAAGUUCGUAAAAUUGGCAUUACAAUGUGUGGAAAGAGAGCCGAAACGUCGCCCGUCAAUGGAUUUCGUCGUGAGAACGCUUGAAUCUGCACUCAAAUGCCAAGAAAAAAGAAGAUUUUCGAAGAUCAAAAGAGCUUCAGGUGUCCUGUUGGGCAUCGUUGUUGCCACUGUGCUCCUUUAGUCUAGGGGUCAUGCUAGCGUUUUUGUUUUAGACUUUUAGUAAUAUUAUCAUCGGUUUAACAAUCCUGUUUUGGCAUUAAUUAGCUCUUUCAACCAUGUAAAAUGCGGUUUGAUCGAUCAGGCCUCACACUGACGUUUUGGGGGCAUUUUAGGCUUCAUAUGCAAUUUAUAAAAUUUAGGUCUUUAUAUAUACUGGUGUAAUUAAAAAAGAGCCAAAAAACCCGAGUCUUGUAUUCGCAUCACAAUCGUUCCAGCCUUUGUUCUAACACAAUUUUUUUUUAAAAAAUGCUACAAUCUUAUAAAAAAUAUGUUCCAUCCUAUGUUUAGUUUAGUUUAGCGGAAAAUCAAUGCAUUCCACCGACGACUUG
Molecule: messenger RNA, 1524 nt
Organism: Lactuca sativa (garden lettuce)
Lineage: Eukaryota; Viridiplantae; Streptophyta; Magnoliopsida; Asterales; Asteraceae
Product: receptor-like protein kinase HERK 1
Biological process (GO): protein autophosphorylation
Cellular component (GO): plasma membrane; plasmodesma
Molecular function (GO): ATP binding; transmembrane receptor protein tyrosine kinase activity
Source: RefSeq, a predicted model, not a curated record